GUCCCCAUGUCUACAGCGUUGACAACCGAUAAAUCUAAGGUUAAAAAUGGUUGGAUUAUUGAUGUUUGAAACUUUGUCUGCUGGUGCCCAUGUUGUUGGAACAUCCCAUCACAUUUUUUUCCUUAUUAUUACCAAUAAUAAUACUCAUUUCAUCUUCUCCACUCACUUUCUGCGUCGCUUCCCCCACCGCUUUCUAUCCGCCCACAGCGGUCCCGGCACCUUCUUUAAGAACAAUCCGAUCGUCGCUCCAUCCCAAACUCGCCAUCCUCGUUACUGUUUCUCUUGUCUUGCUUCUUCUUUACUGUUGGCAAUGGGGUUCUUGUUGAAAUUCUUCAAACGCCGUAAACCCACGGCGGCCAGCAGCUGGGCCGAUGAAGAAAAGGGAAGAGAUUUAAGCGUCAAAGAAGGUAAAGGGUUUGUUAAGAGGUUUAAAUGGGAUGAGAUUAAGGAUUCGACUAAGGAUUUCUCGCGUUUGAUCGGACAAGGAGGGUUCAGCAAUGUCUACUUGGCUAACUUGUUGGGUUCCACCCUCGGAGCAGUCAAGAUCCAUGUCGGAAAUGAUCGGUUAAAUCAAGUGUUCAAACAGGAACUGGAUAUUCUGACCAGAAUCCGACAUGACAACAUCGUUAAAUUCCUUGGCUACUGCGACGAUCAAGAGGAAGGUGCAAUGGUGUUUGAGUACGUUCCGAAUGGAAAUUUACAAGAGAAACUCCAUGGAAACGGAAAGGAAUUGCUUCCAUGGAAGACCCGUAUUAGCAUAGCUUUUCAACUUGCUGAAGCAAUCGAGUACUUGCACGACAAAUGCAGUCUCCAGAUAGUUCAUGGCGAUAUCAAAGCUUCGAACAUCUUGUUAGACGAGCGGUUCAACUGCAAGCUCUGCGAUUUCGGGUCGGCGAAGAUGGGAUUUUCAUCGACGGUGGUGCCGCCAAAGACGAAGCAGAUAAUGGUAGGCUCGCCGGGGUACACCGACCCUCAUUAUUUGAGGACCGGUAUUGCUUCUAAGAAGAACGAUGUUUAUAGUCUGGGUGUUAUUAUUUUGGAGCUUGUGACUGGGAUGGAGGCCUUUUGUCCCGAAAGGGGACAAUUGCUGACGACUAUGGUGGCACCGAAGUUAAGAGAGGUUGUCGAGGCUGGUGGUGGGGUGGCGGAGAUGGUGGAUCCAAAGUUGGGUGGUGAGUUAGACUUGGAAGAAGCUAAAGCUAUGCUUUUAAUCGUUGAACUCUGUCUUCAAAAGUCACCUACCGUUAGGCCUUCGGCUGCAGAAAUAGUGCAGACAAUGAAGGAUAAAAUCGGUUCUGUUGAUUCACGGUUGUUGCCUCCGGCCAAAGAGUACCAUUGUUGAUUGAUUGAUGGUGAUGGUCGUGUUUGAUUCAGUUCGUUGCAAUUGUUUGUACAUACACAAAAACCAGGGAGUUUCAUGGACUGUUUGCCCCU
Molecule: messenger RNA, 1434 nt
Organism: Hibiscus syriacus
Lineage: Eukaryota; Viridiplantae; Streptophyta; Magnoliopsida; Malvales; Malvaceae
Product: probable receptor-like protein kinase At1g33260
Exons: 2
Coding region: 47-1342 (431 amino acids)
Biological process (GO): protein phosphorylation
Cellular component (GO): plasma membrane
Molecular function (GO): protein kinase activity; ATP binding
Source: RefSeq, a predicted model, not a curated record